Owenia fusiformis is the source of this 674-nucleotide messenger RNA. The record is from the annotation of a GenBank genome assembly. Lineage: Eukaryota; Metazoa; Annelida; Polychaeta; Sabellida; Oweniidae.
GACUGCGAUUCGUCCAAAUCGUAAAAUGAUUUGACAAAUUUCAUGACAAAAAUUGUUACGCUAUAUCGCAUUAUUUUUUCUCUUCUUUUGAGCGUUUAAAACUCUGUUAUACAACUUUGAAAAAUAAAUUGAGCAUCAUUUAAGUAAUCAUACGCCAAGUUCAUGUCAUUUAUCAAUUCACUACAGUAUUCAAAUAUUUUAAGAAUCGAUAAUAAAAUUUCGUCACGAAAAUAAACAAAAUGUCAGCCACGCUGGUAAACCCGGAAGUAAAGAUAAGAGUAAGUUCAGUCCUGAACAAAGAUGUAAAGCAGUUUGGCAAACAACAUAUGUUUGAUCUGGAAGACGAGACAUGCUGGAACUCCGAUGCAGAUCAGUCAGGGAAACCACAAUGGGUCAUGCUAGAAUUUCCAAAGCCUGUUCAGAUUCAAGAAAUCAAAAUACGAUUCCAGGGAGGAUUCGUUAGUCAGAACUGCUGUCUAUUAGGUAAUAUUGCUGAGAAAAAGAUGGAAAAAAUCUUUGAGUUCUCGCCAGAAGACAAUAGCUUAUUACAAACAUUUCCAUUGUCUCACCAUGUUCCAGUUACAAUAAUAAGACUUCUAUUUUCACAUAGUACAGACUUUUAUGGCAGAUUUACAGUUUACUUACUGGACUUUAUAGGGGACGUGUGUAGCUGA